Molecule: messenger RNA, 1553 nt
Organism: Chiloscyllium plagiosum (whitespotted bambooshark)
Lineage: Eukaryota; Metazoa; Chordata; Chondrichthyes; Orectolobiformes; Hemiscylliidae
Gene: rfng
Product: RFNG O-fucosylpeptide 3-beta-N-acetylglucosaminyltransferase
Biological process (GO): pattern specification process
Cellular component (GO): Golgi membrane
Molecular function (GO): O-fucosylpeptide 3-beta-N-acetylglucosaminyltransferase activity
Source: RefSeq, a predicted model, not a curated record
AUGUUCACUGUCUGCUUGUUGUUCCUUGGAAUUGGAAACAAACACUGCUACGAAGGAACUGGGUCGAGAGUCUGUGGUUGUGACAGUCGCCAGUGGGAGAAGGUCCUCCAGGGUCCCCAUCAGACAUGGGAGCGGUUCUGGACGUGUGCGAGUGCCAGCAGGGCAGCUCCUCUGCCCCCGGGGGCUGAGGCUGAGCACAGACGAUGCGUUUACGAUGGAGUGCAAACAGUAAACUCUGUUUCCUGCUCUCCCUGACUCUCUGCGCCUCUCUUCUGCUCCUGAUGGGACUCCAGCAGUGGGGACCCUCGGAUCUGCAGCUCUCUCGAUCCCUGCAGCCCUUCAGACAGACCCCCCGUACCCUUGGAAAUGGAACCGUGGACAGAAGCCUCUUUAAACAGGAGAAACGAAGCGAAGCCGCUUCAGCGGGGAGCUCCAUCGCUGACUCCAGCAGCGCAUUUAAAAGGGAGGACAGCCGCCACCAAGUUGCAAAAUCGGACAAAGUUCUCCGGACUUACAUCAAAGCGAAAGGGCUGCAGGGUUUUGCGAAGAACUCGACAGUGAAAGAUCAGCGAGGUCCCGGACCCUGGGAGAAAGCUGCAGCGCUCCCGUGGGACAUCGCACCGCACAGCAGGCAUAACAUGCAACUCAGUGAUAUUUUUAUUGCGGUAAAAACUACUCGGAAGUAUCACAAAGCCCGAUUGGAUCUGCUUUAUCAGACCUGGAUAUCACUAGUAAAAGAACAGACAUUCAUAUUCACAGAUGGAGAGGACAAAGAGUUGCAAGCAAAGGCUGCUGUCUUGGGAGUUCAUUUGAAAGGAGAUCGCAUGAUUAAUACCAAUUGCUCUGCUGCACAUACACGUCAAGCGCUUUGUUGUAAGAUGUCUGUGGAGUAUGACAAAUUCAUUGAAUCCAAAAAAAAAUGGUUUUGCCAUGUUGACGAUGACAAUUAUGUAAAUAUUCGCAGUUUAGUCUACUUAUUAUCCGCAUACUCGCACACUCAAGAUGUUUAUAUUGGUAGACCAAGUCUUGAUCAUCCAGUGGAGGCUGCAGAGCGGGUGAAGAGUGAUGGGUCGACGACUGUGAAGUUCUGGUUUGCCACAGGAGGAGCUGGGUUCUGUAUCAGCCGUGGAUUGGCACUAAAGAUGAGUCCAUGGGCCAGUUUUGGAAACUUUAUUAGCACAGCAGAGAAGAUCCGCCUUCCUGAUGAUUGUACAAUUGGCUAUAUCAUUGAAGGUCUACUAGAAGUGAAGAUGAUUCACAGUGAUCUGUUCCACUCGCACCUAGAGAACCUGCAGCAAAUCCCACCAACUAUUAUCCCCAGACAGGUCACCUUAAGUUAUGGAAGUUUAGAAAUGAAGCGGAAUGUACUGAGAGUCCAAGGGCCUUUCACUUUGGCAGAUGAUCCCUCAAGGUUCAAGUCUAUACAUUGUCUCCUCUACCACGAUGCCUGGUGUCCUGUCAAAGACAGUUUAACCUCAACGUUACCUUUUAAUGGGAGAUUUCAAAUUCAUUUUCCCAACAUUGCAAUUAUUCUGUAGCAUUAAUGCUGUUAU